ACGCAUUGAUGUUCUUCCUCGCUCAUUCUCCGUCUCGACACUGUGAUUUUCCUCCUUGUCGAUUUUCCUUUUCUUCAAAUUUGAUUUGCCGCGUUCGCUGAACUCUAUUCUUCUUUCUUCCUUGUUGAACACAUUGAUCUUCUUCCUCGUUCAUUCUCCUUCUCGACACUGUGAUUUUCCUUUUCUUCAAAUUUGAUUUGUCGUGCGUUAUUUUCCAUCUUCCUCGCUGAAUACUAUUCUUCCUUCUUCCUCGUUGAACGUCGUGAUCUUCUUCCUCGCCCAUUCUCUUUCUCGACACCAUGAUCUUCUUCCUCGUCGAUCUUCUUCAUAGAAAUUCUUCCUCGACCACGGUACAAUUUUUUCUUCUAUUUUCCGUGUUUGUAAGUGUACAUUUCUUUCUUGAUUUUCUUUUUUGAUUUUAUACACCAUCCAUCUAUGGCUUCUUCCCCGUUGAUAAUGGCUUCUUCUAUCCUUCGAUAAUAGAUUCUUCUUUGUCCCCAAUUUCUUUUCUUUUGUCCUGCACUCUUUCUUCUUAUUAUUCUCUUCUUUUCUAGGUUUUAGAUCAUUUGUAGCCUUCCUUGUUCUUCUUCAUGUAUUUUUUUUUAGAUUUUCAGUAUGCUAGAAUCCCAUCAAUUUGGUUGUUGUAUUUAUGUUCUUUUCAAUCUUUCGUUAAUUUUUAUUAUUCUUUAUUUUUUAUUUUUUGUUAUGUAUAUAUAUAUAUAUUUUUAUGAAUAUGUAAGGAUGUGAACAUUUUUCUACCAUUGAUAGAUAAUGAUAGAGUUCUAUCACUUUCUAUCAGUGAUAGAUAGCUAUAGAGUUCUAUCACUCUCUAUAAGAGUGAUUGAGCUCUAGAGCUCUAUCAUUCUCUAUCAGUGAUAUUCUGUGAUUGAGCUUUAUCAUUGUUUAUCACUGAUAGAUAGUGAUAGCACUCUAUCACAGUCUAUAAGUGAUACACAAUGAUAGAGAGUGAUAGCACUCUAUCAUUUAUGGAUCUUUGAAUAUGUACGGAUAUUAACAUUUCUCUACCACUGAUAGACACUGAUAGAUCUCUAUCAUUGUCUAUCAGUUAUAUAAAGUGAUCGAGCUCUAUCACUAAUAGAUAAAAAGUGAUAGAACUCUACCACUCAAUCACUUUAUUAUUCUUUAUUUUUGAAUUAUUGUUGUGCAGAUAGAUAGUUUUUGGUGUGACUAUGUAUGGAUGUGAACAUUUCUCUACCACUGAUAGACAAUAAUAUACAUCUAUCACUGUCUAUGAGUUAUACAAAAUGAUAAAGCUCUACCACUGAUAUACAGAGAUAGAGUUAUAUCACUAUUGAUAGCACUGUCUAUCAAUGACACACAAUAAUUGAGCUUUGCACUUAUAGACAGUGAUAGACAUCUAUCACUAUCUAUCAGUGAUACAAAGUGAUAGAAUUCUAUCACUGAUAGUGAUAGAGUUCUAUCACUUUGUAUCAGUGAUAGACAGUUAUAGAGCUCUAUCACUCUUUAUAACAGUGAUUAAGCUCUAUCUCUAGUGAUAUACUAUGAUUUAUACUGUGGUUGAGCUUUAUCAUUAUCUAUUACUGAUAGACAGUGAUACCACUUUAUCACUAUCUAUCAGUGAUAGAGCUAUAUACAUAUUAACAUCUUUCUUAUACAAUAUUCUUUUCCUUUUAUUGCAGUAAAUUGAUACUAUGGUUAAUAUUCUUGUAGUCAUUUUUUAUGGUGGAUAGCGGACUCAUUACAACUUUUAUGAGAAUUAUAGUGUUGUUGGAGUUUUUGUUAAUGAUAUGAUAGACUUCAAUGGUUUAGUUAGUUUGAUAUUGGGUGAAAUUUAGUUGGAUGUUUCAAUAGGUUUAUCAGUAUUAUUGGAUUUUGAUCAAACUAAUAUUCAAUCUGUAUUUCAAAUAAAGCAAGAUAAGGAUGUCAAUUGGUAUUUUUCUUUGGCUAAAGAUUCAGGGACUAGGCAUCCUUUAGUUGCUCAUGUUAGUCAUCAUUCUGUAGAAGGAUCUUGCAGUGGUAUUAGUGGUGGAGGUGGUGAUAGGUUGCUAUGUUUAGGUUCUUCUUCUAGUUUUUCAAAUGAUCAAGUUAUACAAAAUGUUGGUUUUAAUGGUGAUUUGAAGGGAAAAUAUGUAUUUGGAAGUAAAUAAAUACUGUCUAAGUGUUUUUAUGUAAUAGCAGUGAAUUAGAAUUUUCAAUUCAGGACUACACGGUCAAAUUCAAAGUCACUUGAGUUGAAAUGUUUGCAAGAAGACUGUCAAUCAUGUGUUCGGGCAUCUCAGUACAAGAAGAGUGAGUUGUGGAUGCUUAGAAAGUAUAUUUUCGACCAUAAUUGUUCAAUGAUUACAACUCAAAGUUGCCAUAGGCAAGCUUCUUCAUCUGUAAUUGGGGACUGCUUGAAAGAGGAUUUUAGAUUUAUCUCUACUGAUCAUUCCCUUCCUAGAGAUAUUGUUCAUAAGGCUCGUACUAAGCAUGGUGUUAAUAUUAGUCAUCAAAAAGCUUGGAGGGCAAAAGAACACAUAUUAAGAUCAUUAAAUGGUAAUGCAGUUGAAUCAUAUAGCUUGAUUCCACCGUUUUUUGAAAGGUUGAAAGAAACGAAUCCAGGAACGUACAUUGCUUUAAAGAUUGAUGAAAAUUGACAUUUUAAAUUAUGUUUCAUGGCUAUCGGUGCACCUAUUGAGGGGUGGAGGUACUGUAGACCUACCAUUGAUGACACGUUUUUGAAGUAUAAGUUUGGUGGUACUCUACUAUCAGCUUCCACACUAGAUGGAUUUGAGAAGUGGUCUCGUGCAUAUUCUCGAAGAAUAAGGUAUGAAAUGAUGACAACAAACCCUUUAGAGUGUGUAAAUUCUGUUUUGAAAGAGAAUAGGAACUUAUCGGUUGCAAGUUUACUCGAUGCAAUUAGAGGUUUACUGCAAAAAUGGUUUCAUGAUCGAAGGAAAGCUAGUUUGUCAAUGACAACAAUUUUGACUCCUUGGGUAGAUAAUAUAUUACACAACCAACAUGAACAAUCAAAAAGUUUCAUGGUUCAUCCUAUUGACAACGUUGAAUACUCAAUAAUGGAUGGUGAUAAACAAUUCCUAGUAAAGCUUAAUUUGAGAUCUGUAGCCGUCGAGUAUGGGAUUUUGAAGAAAUUCCAUGCUCUCAUGGGCUUGCUGUUCUUCGGCUUCUUAACAUGGAUAUUUAUUCCUAUGUAUCUAAUUAGUAUUACUCAAGCGCGUUGUCAUGGACAUAUAUGGGUUGUGUUCGACCUUUUGGAGUCAUUCAAAUUGGAGGGUUUUAGAUGAUGGUAUUAGAGCAUUACCUCCUAUUUUUGAACGUUCAGUAGGAAGACCUAGAAAACAAAGGAUUAUAUCUAUAGGUGAAGCUAAAAAUAGUUCAUUAAGAUGUAGUCGUUGUCAUUCUAAAGGUCACAAUUCUAGGAUUUGCAAA
This is a messenger RNA of Benincasa hispida (wax gourd), 3411 nucleotides long. RefSeq lists its product as uncharacterized. The record is from RefSeq and is a predicted model, not a curated record. Lineage: Eukaryota; Viridiplantae; Streptophyta; Magnoliopsida; Cucurbitales; Cucurbitaceae.